Molecule: messenger RNA, 5204 nt
Organism: Taeniopygia guttata (zebra finch)
Lineage: Eukaryota; Metazoa; Chordata; Aves; Passeriformes; Estrildidae
Gene: FAXDC2
Product: fatty acid hydroxylase domain containing 2
Biological process (GO): lipid biosynthetic process
Molecular function (GO): iron ion binding; oxidoreductase activity
Source: RefSeq, a predicted model, not a curated record
UGUCUCCGCUCCCUGAGGGAGGCGUCGCCAUAACGCCCGCCGGGGCUGCGGUGGGCUUCCAGCAUGGGGAGCCCCUGGCACCCCGAUCCCUCGGGACACGGGCUGCGCCGGGCCCUGGCUGAGCGUCCCCGAAAGAAGCAGCGGCCGCCCCUCCCUGACCGAGGGGAGGUGAGGGGGUCCCGGUCGGGGUGAGGCCCGAGCCCCCCCGGGCUCCCAGGCCGCGGGCGCGCCGGGUGGGAGCGGGAUGAGGGUUUGUGUUCCAAAGGGCAUUUCCUAAAGCUGCUGGCCGGGCACGCGCUGCUCCUACGGUGUAGUGCGUAUUAAGCUUAUUAAUGGAGCAAGUUCUGCUUCUUCCUGCAGGGGCUUAGAAGUCAUUUAAGUCCUUACUACUACACCUGCAGACUUUUAGGCUUCUCCUGUUCCAGGAAUGGAAUUUACAUUACGUUAGCAACAGAAGGUUGUAGCUGGUAAAGCAGCUACUGGUUGUGUAACACGCUGACAGCGCUUGCUUUGCUGGCUGAUGCUGGUGGUACAUAGGCAAUUCAUUUGGAAGCUCGUCUACUAAUUAAACUUAGAUCGUAUUUCCUUUAUUUUAGACUGUCAUCCUUCUGGACAGGGUUGCAUCUGUUGUAAAAUAUAUAUUAAAAUAUAUAAAAUAUAUAAUCAAUAAAUUAUAUCUAUAUAUCUAGAUUAUAGAUACAGCUAUAUAUCUAGAUAACAUAUAGAUAUAUAUAAUCUGUAUCUCUAGAUUAUAUAGAUUAUAUAUAUCUAUACGUAGAUUAUAUCUAUAAUCUGCAUCUAUAAAAUAUCUCUAAAAUAUGUGCCUCUAUAAAUAUAUAUGUUCUGGUACUGGAUUGUCUGCCCACCAUAUGGGAGUCUUUCCCUGAAUCUUGGCUACUUGCCCAGCAUUUUGAUCAAAGUAUCUGGAAAAGCAGAUAUUGGUAUCUUUCACACGUCAGACACCGUUCAGUGUCUCAGGUUUAAUGUUCAUGCCUCAGCAGAAAUGCUGCCUUUAGAAAAGAAGAGGGUUUGUCAAGAGUUGCUGUGUUGAGUGACCUUGCUGCUGUCAGCAUCUUGGUACAUUCCCUUUAUUGUGCAUUAUUUUGAUUCAGAGUUUUAUCUUCAGGGGUGAUAGAGAGUUACUGUUUUGCCUUAUCUCUGCAGUCUCUGCUGUUGUGCAAUUUAUGCAACAUGCAAUAUGCUACACUGCCAGAAAGUAACCACCUUUCUUCCCGUGGUCAGUUGAGUCUGGGGUUUUGUACAAGGAAAUCUGUGUUGUUAGCAGGUAAAUUCAGCAGGCUGGAUUACAGCACCCUAUAAAUAUAAGGUGAAAUUUUUAUUUCCCAAAAGAGUUCAGAGUCAUUUUUCUUGCUUGUAAACUCAGUGCUCGAAGGGAUGUUGAAUCCAGGGGAAAAGGGAGGAUGCAUCUCCUCAGGCCACUGUAAAUAUCUGUGCCUUGGUACUGUAAUAAAAAAUGUGUUGCAGGCAAUAAUCACCUGUGAUAAAUUACAUUUGUAAUGUGUAAAAAUUUGUCUGUAAAACAAAAGCUGUUCAAGGAUGUUUGCAAGCACUGGAGACACGUUCUGCUCAAUGAGAUCAGAAUUUUUUUCAAACAUGACAUGGCUAAUAAAGAUUCAGAAUAACUGGAAGAGGCACCCUUCUCUUUAAAAAAAGUCCCAUCAUUUCUGUAUUUGGAGGUUAGCAGGGUUGCCUCCAGCUCCAGCAUUCCAAAGCAAGUCUUGAAGAGUCCUCACAUCUACACAUGAGUGUAGAGCCGCAUUAUAAGGUGGAAUAAAGGUCUUUAGCUCAACGGUUCCACACUGGGCAGCUGGAGCUGCAUGUCCUAUUGUGCCUUUUCUUUAGAGCUUACUCACAGCACCACAGGGAAACUUCCUUGUGGGAAUCCUGAAAGGUGAAUUUACGUUUUCCUCACCCUUCUGUUGUUCCACAGGUGCUCCCAAAGCACUGCAGUGCUAGGUGGUGGCACACGUGCCCUGGCAGAGGGUGAGAGAUGUGGUUCAGAAUGCAGGGAAUUAGGCAGUGGGUGAUGUGUGCCAAGUGCCUGUUCAGCCUUAGAGGAACUAUCAGUAUGGGCUUUCCAGUCCCCUGAAAGAUACUUCAUAGAUUUUCCCCUGAAGUUCCUCUCAAACAGUGAAACAACCAGUGACUAUUACAAAAACUCUGGGGAGUGAAUAAAGUUGUGUCUGAUCAAAAAGCUUUUUUGCUGAGAAGAAGUCCGACUUCUUGCAUGGCUCAGCAAAGAUUGCAGCAGCAUUGGAGUGUCUGUGGUGGAGACACCAGCACAGGGCAGCCAGCAGGCAGAAGCAGCAGUUCGAUCAGUGACAAUCUGUGCUAGACACACAAUUGCAGCAGAAGUUAAUGGCACUUACAACCAUAUGACUAAUGUGCUGAGUUGUCCCUAUGGGUAUGAAUAUUUCAGAGAUCACCCAUGCUGGAAUUGAGCUGUGGUUCACAAGGAACACUGGGGUCUGAAAUUCACUAUUGGCUGUUGGAUGAACAGCCCUCCCCCUGCAAGCUCACAUCGAAAGAUUAGCUGAGGACAUUAUCCUUAUGGCACCCCUCUCUUGAGAUGCUCAUUUCCACUUCCUCCUCUUUGUGAGUAAAUAGUUUGAAGGAAUCGCAUUCCUCUCUGUUGAGCCUGCUCUGUGUGAUAAAUACCAAUUAGUAGCAACAGCUAAGAACUACAACUUCUGUCCCUACCAGGGAAUAGUUGGAACUAGGCAAGAAAAAGUGAUGAUGGAAGCAGUAACAGUGUUAAACGCUGUUCACUCUUGCAGAGCUCUCUGCAGUUCCAGCUCUGCUGGAACAAGGUGUUACUGAGAAAAAGCGUGUGUUGCUUCACUUGAGAAGGGCAAACAAGGAUAACUGGGAGGCAGAGGUAGUAUUCCCUGUUUUUCCUCCUGUGGAAAAAUAGAUCUGGAGAGUUAUGAUAGUAACACGCUCAGUUCUCAGAGCUUAGUUUGCAAUAGGGCACUAUUUAUGGGCUGAGUAACAGAUUGGGGCCACAUUUGCAUAAGAAAGAUCGAUGCCGCUGUAAGUUACAUCUUGCUCUCUGCAAUACCAUAAUUACACACUUUAUGGUCUGUAAACAUCAUGCUUAAAGCCAACUGAGCCCAAGUACAUACUAACCUAUGUGUGCCUUCAUCUUACCCAUGCAUGCAAAGCCUGUUACUGGUUGAGGGCACUAUGUAGCAACAGAGUUGGAGUAAUUUUUAGAUUUAGUACAACAGUAUUAAAACUGGACUGCUGGGGUUUUGCCAAAUUCCACAGUAACCCUUAUUGCUUUUAACAAAUACCUUUGACCCAUUCAGUUGCACUGGCAGUAGCUAUUUUGUGCUCCAGCCAUGAGUUGGUGAAUUAUAAAAACGACUUACCUUUAGGGUGUUGGUGGCUUUUUUGUUCUCAGGUACAACAAUGAAAAACUUACCUGCAGAAUCGAUGUAUUCCAUGUGCUUAACUGAGUAACAGCAUGCACAUAGACACGGGGAACAGUGCCAGCACUAACAGUGACAUGGCACUGGCUUCACAUGACUUGUCUGGGAGGGGACAGGCAGCUCCUGCUUGGAAACACACCCCUAUUGCCCUUGCCUAAACCCUCAUAAAGUUUUGACAGGAGUUGUGAAAAGUGAGGAGCUGAACUCUGCUCUGAACAGACAAAAAGGACCUCUCCUAGGCUACCAUCAGCAGGUGGUGAGCAAAGAACAGGCAGCCAGAGUUCAAGGGUGCUUGAAAAGAUAUGAUAGAGACUUUGAGGAAGUCAUUAAAAGGCAGUGUCAUGUCUGUGUGAAGUCCAUUGUCAGCUUUUCUAGGAACAGGGGUUCCCCUAAAACUCUGCAGUGCUUGGUAGGACAUCAAACACCACGUCUGGUCCUGUGUCUGUCUACACAGAAAUGCGGCUGUUCAGGUGACCAGUUUAUUCCUCCUUUCUGAAACGCUGCAAGCCUCCCAAGAGGCUUCCCUCCAUCAUCAAGAUGGAAACAGACUCUGGAUAUUCCUGCACAGCUGAGCUGCAGAAGCAGGAAAAGAAGCUCUCAGAUGCCUUGAGGAUCAGUGCCUACGUCUUCAGUACAGGCCUGCUUAUCUUCACUGCCUUAGUGAACAUUGCUUCUUGGUUUAUGCAGUAUAUAACUUUAGGCAGUUUCUGGCAAACAGCAUGGUUGGAAUUCUAUGACCAUAUGGAGGGAGAUGAGUGGACAAUCUUCCUUGUUGGGGCUGCAUUGGUGCCUGCACUUGCUUUCUGGGGCUUCAAUGGAAUCCUUCUGGUGGCUGAUAUAACAGGAAAGCCAACUUUCAUUACUCGCUAUCGCAUUCAGCUGGGCAAGAAUGAUCCUGUGGACAGAAAAAAACUGUGGAAAGCCAUCUACACAGCGCUGGGUAAUCAGCUCUUUGUCUCCUUUCCCAUGCUUGUGCCCAUGUUCUACAUCAUGAAAUGGUGGGAAAACACCUUCAGCAAGGAAUUACCAACCUUCCAGUGGUUUCUUGUGGAGCUAAGCAUUUUUACUGUAGUAGAGGAAAUUCUCUUCUAUUAUACACACAGGCUUGUUCACCACCCAGUGCUGUAUAAGCACAUUCACAAGAAGCACCACGAGUGGACAGCCCCCAUCGGCGUGGUCUCCAUUUAUGCUCACCCAAUAGAGCACAUAGUCUCCAACACUCUGCCUGUCAUGACUGGCCCAAUGAUCAUGGGAUCUCAUAUUGUUUCAGUCUCAGCAUGGUUCUCCAUUGCUCUUGUAACAACAAGCAUUUCUCACUGUGGCUACCACCUGCCCCUCCUGCCAUCUCCAGAGUUCCACGAUUUCCACCACCUCAAGUUCAACCAGUGCUAUGGAGUGCUGGGAGUGCUGGAUUUUCUGCACGGCACAGACAAAAUGUUCAGACAGACCAAAGCCUUCGAGAGACACAAGGUCCUGCUCAGCUUCACACCACUCUCUGUAAGCAUCCCAGAGCCACCCAAGAAAGAUGAGUGAACCAGCCCAACAGCUCUUGCUCAGCCUGGUGAUGAGCAGAGUGAGAGACAAUGAUUUAUGCCAAAUAGUAUUUGAAUCAGGAAACAAAUUCUUGUCCACACAUAACAAAUCAUGAAGCUGAAGUUAAAUAUGCUGCUUUGGAACAACUGCACUUUGGCUGCCAUUGUUUUCUAAGACAUUCACAAAAGAACCUGCUCUAGAAAUUGAUUUUUAAAA